CAUUAUUUGAGUUUCUCAAUGCUGUGACAAAACCUGUAGGUGUUUGUGUGUCGUUUUCGUCAUGUAUCAUCAACCUGUGCUGAAAAACAGACGCACUCUCCUCGAGAGAGCAGAGAAAUUCAUCUCUGAUAUUUACUUCACCGACUGUAACCUGAGAGGACGACUCUAUGGAGACUCUUGCCCGUUGGAGUCCAUCGCCUCCUUCCUGUCUUCUAAGCGAAUCACAUUCACUGAAGCUUCCCAGCAGAUCUUUGCACCCUAUAAAGUGGGUGAUACCUUUGGACCCACGUGGUGGACCUGCUGGUUCAAAGUGACCCUGAAAAUCCCUGAGUCAUGGAGAGAGAAAGAGGUUCACCUUCUGUGGGAAAGUGAUGGAGAAGGAAUGGUUUGGAGAGAUGGGCAGCCCGUUCAGGGCCUGACUAAAGAGGGAGAAAAGACGAGCUACAUCCUGUCUGAUAGUUUGAAGGAAGAUGAGCCACACAGCCUCACCCUUUAUAUAGAGGUGGCCUGUAACAGUCUUUUUGGUGCUGGUAAGGGGACCUUUAUUGCAGCACCAGAUCCAAACCGGAUGUUUUCUGUACAGAAAGCUGAGCUGGUGGUUUUUAACAGGGAUGUACAGGAGCUGCUGACAGAUUUUGAAAUGCUGGUUGACAUUGUAAAGGAACUUGGUGAGGGGGAGCAACGUGGCUACCAGGCGCUCUUCACUGUCAAUGAGAUGGUGAACCUCUGUGAUUCCGCUGAUCCCAGCACUUUUCCUAAAGCUCACAAACUGGCUCACAACUUCUUCAGCCAGAGAAAUGGAGAGAGCCAGCACACUACACACGCCAUGGGUCACUGCCACAUAGACUCAGCUUGGCUUUGGCCCUAUGAAGAGACCAUUCGCAAAUGUGGCCGAAGCUGGGUGACAGUGAUUCGUUUGAUGGAGAAGAACCCAGACUUUGUCUUCACUUGCUCUCAGGCUCAGCAGUUCCAGUGGGUGAAGAGCUGGUACCCUGGACUCUUCACACAGAUUCAGCUUUAUGUCAAGAAAGGACAGUUUAUUCCAGUCGGAGGGACGUGGGUGGAAAUGGAUGGUAACCUGCCUUCAGGUGAGUCCAUGGUUCGGCAGUUCCUGGAGGGCCAGCGCUUCUUUAACCAGGAGUUUGGGAUCCUUUGCAAAGAGUUCUGGCUUCCAGACACAUUUGGCUACUCAGCCCAGCUUCCUCAAAUAAUGCAGGGCUGCGGUAUUUCCAAUUUCCUUACACAGAAGCUCAGCUGGAACCUGGUCAACACCUUCCCUCACAACACAUUUUUCUGGGAGGGUCUUGACGGCUCCAAGGUUUUAACUCACUUCCCACCUGGAAAUUCCUACGAGAUGAAGGGAAAGAUUGAAGAUCUGGUGAAAACUGUGAAAAACAACAAAGACAAAGGGAGAGCCAACCACAGCGCAGUGCUAUUUGGGUUUGGUGAUGGUGGUGGGGGGCCCACACAGCUCAUGCUGGACAGACUGCAGCGGGUCCGGGACACAGAUGGACUUCCCAAGGUUCAGACGUCUAGCCCACACAAGCUUUUUUCCCAGCUCUGGGCUGACUCGGAUCUGCUCUGCACCUGGACCGGAGAGCUUUUCCUGGAGCUGCACAAUGGCACCUACACCACACAGGCACAGAUUAAAAAAGGGAAUCGUCAGUGUGAGACACUGCUCCAUGAUGUAGAGAUAGCCUGCAGCCUGGCGUCGUGUCAAGACGGGUCAUUUUCUUAUCCUGUGGAAAAACUUCAGGAGCUCUGGAGGCUGCUUCUCCUGAACCAGUUCCAUGAUGUGAUUCCCGGCAGCUGUAUUGAGCUGGCUGUGGAGGAUGCAGUCAGGUAUUAUGAAGAUAUUAGUUGUGGUGGUGCUUCACUGCUGCAUGAUGCCUUUGGAGUCCUGGGCUCUAAAGGAGACUCUGCUGGGGUUUUCAACUCCCUGCCAUGGGAGCGCCAUGAAGUCCUGCAGGUCCAAGAUGGUGCUGAUACACCUAGACUGGCCCUGGUCAAAGUCCCCAGCAUCGGUUUGUCUCUGGUCAAAGACACUCUGCCUGUGGCUCCAGUUUCUGUCACUGUUCAAGGUGACGGUACUGUCGUCAUGGAGAAUGGGAUUUUACGGACAGUCAUAAACAAAGACGGCACUCUGGCAUCACUGUGUUUGAUCAGUGUGAACAGGGAAGCUCUCUCUGAAGAAUUUCAGGGGAACCAGUUUGUCAUGUUUGAUGAUGUCCCUCUAUACUGGGAUGCUUGGGAUGUCAUGGACUACCACCUGCAGACAAGGAAGCCAGUGCUGGAGUUGGUGCAGCCUGUUCACGUGGCGUCCUCCGACCCGCUGCAAGGCAGGGUCAGCUUCAGCCUCCGGAUCAGUGAUAAAAGCACCAUCACGCAGGAGAUCAUCAUGGAUGCCAUGUGUCCUUACAUUAAGUUCAACACUGAGGUGAAAUGGGCUGAGUCACACAAGUUUCUCAAGGUGGAAUUCCCUGUACGAGUACACAGUCCCAAUGCCACUUUUGAGAUCCAGUUUGGCCAUCUGCAAAGACCCACACACAGAAACACCUCAUGGGACUGGGCCAGAUUUGAGGUUUGGGGUCACAAAUGGGCAGAUUUGUCAGAGCACAACUUUGGAGUUGCACUGCUGAAUGACUGCAAAUACGGCUACUCAGUCCACAAGAACACGAUGACUCUGUCUCUACUGAGAGCACCAAAGGCUCCUGAUGCCAACGCUGACAUGGGGACUCAUCAUUUCACCUACGCCAUCAUGCCACACUCAGGAUCAUUUCAAGAUGCCUCCGUCAUCCAGAGCGCCUACAACCUUAACUUCCCUCUGAGGUCGAUCCAGUGCGCUCCUGACACCGAGCCCUGGAGUGCCUUUUCCGUCAGCACUACAGCGGUGAUCCUGGAGACCAUUAAACAGGCUGAGGACAGGAAGAGGGCACUUGUAGUGCGUCUCUAUGAAUCACAUGGGAGUCACGUAACAGCAACUCUUCACACGACACUUCCAGUCCAACAAGCUUGGCAUUGUGAUCUGUUGGAGAGACCAGACACCACUCGGCUAUUAACUAUUACAUCAGAGGGAAUCAACCUCACCUUCAGCCCAUUUCAGAUUUUGUCUCUUCUCCUAAUCUUGUAAAUUGUGUCUUAACUAUAGAUCAUUAGGAGAGCAUAUCUUGUGCUGUACUUUUGAGACUGACAAUGGUACUUGUAAAAUGGGAUCAAAUUAAGAUUGAAUAAAUCACACUAAUGUGCGUGGAACUUUGCAUCAA
Cheilinus undulatus (humphead wrasse) is the source of this 3263-nucleotide messenger RNA. RefSeq names its product mannosidase, alpha, class 2C, member 1 (gene man2c1). Gene Ontology annotation, biological process: mannose metabolic process; oligosaccharide catabolic process. Bases 62 to 3130 code for a protein of 1022 amino acids. Gene Ontology annotation, molecular function: carbohydrate binding; alpha-mannosidase activity. NCBI's taxonomy places the organism in Eukaryota, Metazoa, Chordata, Actinopteri, Labriformes, Labridae. The record is from RefSeq and is a predicted model, not a curated record. The transcript has 26 exons.